UCUCCUCUGUUUUUGUUAUUUUCUUACCUCCUUUUCCUCUCCUCUCCACAAAAGACAAAAUCUCUUUCCCUCUUUUCUUCCACCAGAGCCGAAAAACCCCCCCGAAAAGCCUUUUCAUCUGGGACAUGAUAUAACACGUCUAUUAACAAUUUUACACACACACACCCCCCUUUUUUUUAAUUGAUCAAUUAGCGAAGCACCUGGUCAAUUAAGGGGCGAUCGGACCUUCCCAGACGCAUAAAUAUUGAUAUAUAUCGAUUUAUGUGAAGGUUUUUGUGUGGUGUGAGGAGUCGGGAAAGUUUCAAGUAGGAGAAAGUUUCUGGUCCGAAAUAUUUUUGAGCUGAAAUACAUCCGUGAUGAUAUUGUUAGAGAUUCAUAAUCGUAUAGUGGAGGAAACUUUACGACUCAAGUUCAAAAAUGCCUCGGAAGGGGUUAAAGCAGAGAAUAUUGAUAUGACCAUUGCAGAUUUUGAUGGGGUCCUCUAUCAUAUAUCAAACCCAGACCAACAGAAAACUAAAAUCAGAGUCAGUAUUGCUCUUAAAUUCUACAAAGAGCUUCAAGAACAUGGUGCUGAUGCGCUUAUCCGGCGAGAAUAUGGAGAUUAUUUAACAGAUCCAGAAGAAGGCUAUAAUAUAUCAUUACUCUAUGACCUGGAGAACAUUCCCUCUGACUAUGAAGAAGUCAUCAAGGCAGCUGCCCUCCUCAAGAGGAAUUGCUUUGCAUCAGUUUUUGAGAAGUACUUUCAGUUUCAAGAGAGGGGCGAGUCUGGACAUAAAAGAGCCGUCAUUCAUUACCGAGAUGAAGAAACCAUGUACAUAGAUGCACAGAAGGAUCGAGUGACAGUAAUCUUCAGCACAGUCUUUAAGGAUGAUUCUGACAUCAUCAUUGGCAAAGUGUUUAUGCAGGAGUUCAAAGAAGGCCGCCGCAAAUACCAACAGGCCCCUCAAGUGUUGUUCAGUCACAAAAACCCCCCACAGGAGCUGCAGAACACGGACGCUUCAGUCGGAGACAAUAUUGGCUAUAUAACAUUUGUUCUUUUCCCACGUCACACAAACGACAGCAGCCGAGGUAAUACUAUUAACUUGAUCCACACAUUGAGAGAUUACCUGCACUACCAUAUUAAAUGUUCCAAGGCAUAUAUUCACUCAAGAAUGCGAGCCAAAACCUCUGAUUUUCUCAAAGUCUUGAACAGAGCCCGGCCGGAACCUAAAGUAGUUGAGAAGAAGACCAUUUCAGGCCGACAUUUUAAGGUGAAUGCCAACUAGAUAUGAAAUAUUUGGUGCCGGAAGAAAAUUGAAGAACCACGACAUUGCCGAGUGCGUGCGUCUAUGGACAUGCUCUCUCUUUCUCUCUUCUGCUCUCCUCGCUCCCCCUCCCCCACUUCUUUCUCUCCCCCAACCCCGUGUUCCCUUCUCUCUUUUUCUCUUGCAGGGUUCAGCAUUUCCACAAAGACAACCACCACCACCACCACCUUCCCACCAUGGCCCUCUCCAGUCGAAGCAGUUCCUGACCUGAAGGGAAAUCUGUCCCCUCACUCCCACUACCACCACCACCACCACCAGAAGGGCCAUGGGUGCUGCCCCCUUUAUUUCCUUUAGGCGAACUAUUUUAUGAAAAUAUAAAAAAAAUAAAAAAUCUUGCUCGAACCUUGUCAAAAUGCAAUGAAUGCCCCUCCUUGCCCACCCCCCACAAGCUUUCUUUUUUGUUUUUUGUUUUUUUUUUCAAAAAAAUUUUCUUUUUUCAUUUUAUUUAGUAUGAUGCCUUAUUUUUAUCAGCAGCAAAAAAAAAAAAAAACCCCAAACAAACUAACCAAAUUAUGAGGGAACUUCUGCCCCACCCUAGUGGCUCGACCAGCUUGCUAGAAAUAGCAGCCAAAUCUCCUUCAGAUUUACGUUGUAUUGUCUGAAGAGGAAAACGAAAACAUGGACGCAUUAUACAAUGAUGUCCUAAGUGUCAUAAAAAAAAAAAAGACGGGAUGGUCGUGGUUGGAAACAGUUUUGUUUCAUAGGCUUGUUUGAGCAGGUCUGACUUUUUAGGCUAAAUACCAGCCUGCCAAUCAACCAGUCUACCAACCAAUUAGCUAAUGUCUCUCUCUUUGCUGCAUAUUCAUUUUUAAAUUU
Octopus sinensis (East Asian common octopus) is the source of this 2120-nucleotide messenger RNA. Its product is annotated as actin-related protein 2/3 complex subunit 2. Gene Ontology annotation, biological process: actin filament polymerization; Arp2/3 complex-mediated actin nucleation. The record is from RefSeq and is a predicted model, not a curated record. NCBI's taxonomy places the organism in Eukaryota, Metazoa, Mollusca, Cephalopoda, Octopoda, Octopodidae. Gene Ontology annotation, molecular function: structural constituent of cytoskeleton; actin filament binding. Gene Ontology annotation, cellular component: Arp2/3 protein complex; actin cytoskeleton. The transcript has 12 exons. The coding region runs from base 357 to 1265 and encodes 302 amino acids.